Messenger RNA from Frankliniella occidentalis (western flower thrips), 1440 nucleotides. RefSeq names its product acyl-CoA Delta-9 desaturase-like. Gene Ontology annotation, cellular component: endoplasmic reticulum membrane. Gene Ontology annotation, biological process: unsaturated fatty acid biosynthetic process. The transcript has 2 exons. The coding region runs from base 1 to 381 and encodes 126 amino acids. Lineage: Eukaryota; Metazoa; Arthropoda; Insecta; Thysanoptera; Thripidae. Gene Ontology annotation, molecular function: iron ion binding; stearoyl-CoA 9-desaturase activity. The record is from RefSeq and is a predicted model, not a curated record.
AUGCCUCGGGUGCGCUUGGCCAGAACGGUGAUCAUUCUCAUUCUGACCAUUUUCUCGUUCCUCAACCAACCCCGCAGGUCCAUCGCCGCCCGGGAGAACUUCCUGGUCGCCCUGGGCAUCGGCGGCGAGGGCUAUCACAACUACCACCACGUGUUCCCCUGGGACUACAAGUCGGGCGAGUUCAGCUACUACGCCUCCAACUACGGCGCAGUCUUCAUCGAGCUCAUGGCCAAGAUAGGCCAGGCCACGCACCUCAAGUCGGUGAACCGCGACCUAGUCAUGGCGCGCUGCCUGCGCACGGGUGACGGCACCCACCCCGUCUGGGGCUGGGGAGACAAGGACAUGAGCGAGGAGGACAAGAGGGUCACCAUCGUCAGCUAGGCCCAUCCAGCUCCGUAUUAUUUAUUAUCAUUAUUACUAUUCGCAAAUCGCCGUCUUUGAUCUUUAAGAAACACUGUGAUACUAAAUGUAGAAAUCAGGUCGCAGUUCCGCUAGUAUAGCGCCAAAUAAUGCACAUGCCCAAGGAAAACGUUUUUCUCACAAAGACCUCAUUGUGACCUCUGAGGUCACGAUUCCUUGAGCUUGUGAGGUCACCAGUGAGGUCACAAGUGCAAGAAUCGUGACCUCGUAAGUCAUAAAGAGGUCACAAUGAGGUCUUCGUGAGAAACACGUUUUUCUUUAGGUGAAUUUGAGACUUUGAGAAUUUUUUCCGACAUCAUUUCGACAUUGUUUUUCACGUCGUUACGACAUAAAAGUGUGCCUGAAAUCGGAGGCUUUUCGACAGAGAAACGUGGGAACGAUACCGACUGUCGAAAAGCCGUUGAUUUCAGGCACACUUUCAUGUCGUAACGACGUGAAAAAAGAUGUCGAAAUGACGUUGCCGGAAAAAAAAUUAUCACUGGGAAUGCUCAAAUGUGUCACAAAACAUCACAUUUAGAUGCGCAUUCCAGAUCGGCGCUGCUCGCAGGGAUGCGGCUUAUUGUGUAUGAUCUUAGUAUCGUUCACUUUUACUUACGACAAUGUGUUUUUUUUCUUUUUGGUCUAGAGUAAAUAUCUAAACCAGCCAAACGCAAAAAAAAGUUCUCGAACGUUAUUUGCUGAUGACGGGACAGAAAACCGAACAAUUUUCUGGAACAACUAAUUGAGCUACUCCAACGAAACCGAACGAAACAUUUUAUGUGUCGGUCCGGUUUUACUAGGCCUACUUAUACGAGAGUACUGCUCUCCCCAUUCAGUUAAGGUACUAUCGUCGUUUCAAGUGUGGCCAGCCAUAAUGGAUAUAUUUAACUAAUACAGCACAUAAAGCAAUGCCUUUUUUGCCGUGAGGAGACCUACGUGUUUGUAGUUCGGCCCUACUUUACCCUCAGCACUCCAUACGUAUGGUGUACGAUGUAUUUAUGUAUUUAUUAGCAAUGUUGAAUAAAUUAUUAAUUUUUUAAA